AUGUUUAAGGUAAUACUACCUGUUAUUUUUCUGGUUACCCUUAUUCAAUGUUCACCAGUUUUCAGAAAAAAUUCAGUAUCCAGUAUGAUUUGCACUAAUUGUCAAUCAACCGUCAAAUUUUUCAUGCAACCCUUCAAAAAUAUAGAGUUGCUCUCAAGCAUUGGGUUUUCAAAUUUUGUUAACCAGGCAAUAUGUGAAUCAAUUCAUUUGUGUUCCCCCAAUACCACUAUUCUAGACUUACGCUGA
This is a messenger RNA of Caenorhabditis elegans, 246 nucleotides long. It is a transcript of the gene K04A8.19, whose product is annotated as Saposin B-type domain-containing protein. The record is from RefSeq and is marked reviewed. The transcript is spliced from 3 exons. Lineage: Eukaryota; Metazoa; Nematoda; Chromadorea; Rhabditida; Rhabditidae. The coding region runs from base 1 to 246 and encodes 81 amino acids.